Molecule: messenger RNA, 6072 nt
Organism: Zootoca vivipara (common lizard)
Lineage: Eukaryota; Metazoa; Chordata; Lepidosauria; Squamata; Lacertidae
Gene: TMEM33
Product: transmembrane protein 33
Biological process (GO): membrane organization; endoplasmic reticulum tubular network organization
Cellular component (GO): endoplasmic reticulum; membrane
Source: RefSeq, a predicted model, not a curated record
GGGCUGCUCAGCGGCGGGGCUGCCUUGAGGAGUGUCCCUCGUUCGCUCGCCUCCUUCCGCUCACCUGCUGCUGCCGCCGCCGCCGCCGCCAGCCGCCGCCUCUUCCUUCCUCGCUUCCGACCUGCCAGAUACGGCCCUCCCGCGCGGCACGAGCAGGCCUCGCUCUCCUCUUAACCCUCUCGUGGCCGAGCCUCUCCUUUCCUUCCUUCCUCCUCCUCUUCCUCUUCCUCGCGCCCCGAGCGGAGCCGGUGGGCGGCGCGGCCAUGGCGGACACGGCGCAGAACGGGCCCAUGCAGGGAGGCGCGGGCGGCGGAGCCGUGCAAUUUCUGAUUACUAAUAAGUUGGAUACAGCAAUGUGGCUUUCCCGUAUAUUCACAGUUUACUGUUCGGCUUUAUUUGUCCUGCCUCUUCUAGGGUUGCAUGAAGCAGCUAGCUUUUAUCAACGUGCCUUGCUGGCAAAUGCUCUUACCAGCGCCCUUCGACUUCACCAAAGGCUACCACAUUUUCAGCUAAGCAGGGCAUUCCUGGCUCAAGCCUUGCUGGAGGACAGCUGCCACUACCUUUUGUAUUCCCUCAUCUUUGUCAAUUCCUACCCUGUUACAAUGAGCAUUUUCCCAGUUCUGUUGUUUUCUUUGCUUCACGCUGCCACCUACACAAAGAAGGUUCUUGAUGCACGAGGUUCAAAUAGUCUUCUUUUCCUAAGAAAUCUCUUGGACAAGUUAAAUGCUAAUCAGCAAAACAUCCUGAAAUUUAUAGCUUGCAAUGAGAUCUUCUUGAUGCCGGCUACUGUGUUUAUGCUUUUCAGUGGGCAGGGAAGCUUGCUGCAGCCAUUUAUUUACUACAGAUUUCUUACACUCCGUUAUUCCUCCCGCCGAAAUCCAUAUUGCCGAACCCUCUUCACAGAACUUCGGAUAGUCGUUGAGCAUGUCAUCAUGAAACCGUCCUGCCCAGCAUUUGUACGAAGGCUCGGCGUCAGCAGCAUUUCUUUUAUAAGCAGACUGGCACCAACAGUUGCAUAGUCAAUACUGGAAACAUGCGUAUGUUUGUCUGAUGAACUUUCUAAGCAGCUGGUAUUUCUGCUGGUGAUUUAUAAAUUCUGGAUCUCAGUCAAGGUUGUAUGGAAACAUGUUUUCUUCCAAGAGCCUGUUCUGUGAAUUGUACCCUAUAUGUUUAAAAAGUCUUGUUUUUCAAGAUGUUUCCGUGCUUUGUGGAAGAUGAAUGCUUGCCAUCUUAGACAGAAUACUUUCCAAUGCAAAACAAGGACGACAACCCUGCAUUGUACAAUAUGGCUUUUGUGCUGUCAUGUAUGUCCUCUUCGAUACUGAAUGAAAAUACUCAUUUUUAUUUUUUUUAAAGGUCCAGGCAAUACUAGCUGGAUUGUGUCUAACAAGCUAUAAGCUGUGGCUGCAACAUAACUAGUAGCCUCUUAGGAGUACCUAUUGAAAUCUCUACCCAUGCGGUACAUUUGAGUCAGUAUUCCUUCCAUUCAGUAAAUGAGACAAGUUUAGUCAAUUGAGUAAAUCAUUGUGGUCAAUACAAAUCAAUUGGCAUCUACUUCAAAUGUGAACAGUAGAACGAAGCGUCAAAUUUCACUGUUCUGAUUUAUUUAAUGCUUUUGAAAUGGAAAGCUCUCCACCCUUCCCUAAGUACUUUAUUUCUUUGUAAAGUAAAUAUUUCUCUAGAUCAUCUGAAUGCCCUAUUUUUUCCUGCCUUCCAAAAAGCAGGCUUCUUAAAAUGCCAGUCUUUGAAAAGUCUGAAUAAUAAAGAUGGAUGUUACAUUAAUUUUCAAUAUACAUUGGAAGCGUUGCCCUUGCGAGGUAAUUUUUAAAGUUCAUGCAGUUAGGCUAGUUCCAAACACCAUUGCAUACUCAUGGUGCAAUGCUAAACAUGACUGUAGCUGUAAAUUACAUUAUGACAUGGGUCUGCCUUCCAAGUUAUGAGCAUGAACCUUCUCUCUUCCUCUACCUUCAGUUUGUAUGCAUGGGCACAAUUGCAGAUGUGUCGGACCAUAAUGUGGAGUGGGCAUGCGUCUCCUGACCCAGCCCUUUCUCCUGUAUACAUGGUCAGGAAACUGAGAGGAUGUGACUGUGGGAACACAGCUCUGUUGCGACCUCAUAGGACUUCUGUCACUGGGGGUGCUGCGCCUGUACAGGGAAGCAUCCUGCCCAUCAUGCUCAAACUAGAGGAACUAUUACGUAUGUAAAGCAGAGGUGUGGAAACUCUGGCCCUCCAGAUGAUGUUGCUCUCCAACUCGCAUCUUCCUCAGCCAGCAUGGUCAGGGGUCAGGGAUGAUGGGAUUGCUAGUCUAAGACCUGGAGGGUCACAAAUUUCUCACCACAGGGAUAAAAUAAUAUUGCAGUACUUCUCCCCUAGAACAGCCCCACUUCCCAGUGGAAGUGGGGCUGUUGUCUUACAAAGCAGAGGUAAUUGGAAGCCUGGUCAUUUGCUAUUUCAGCAUACCAAGAAGGAAAAAACUGCACAAAUUGGUUCACUUAGCAGAUUCAGCAACCUAAUAGUUUUGAUUCCCAUGAUAAGCCGGUUAUUGAAUGUCCUGAGGACUGAAGAGCAUUUUAAACUGAGUUGCGUCACACUUGCAUAACUUGCCUUCUUCCUCUUUAAGCAGAGCUGCCCAACUUUUUUUAAAAUUUUGGUCUGAGGGUUACAUUCCUGUAGUCCAGGCUUCCUCAACCUCAGCCCUCCAGAUGUUUUGAGACUACAUUUCCCAUCAUCCCUGACCACUGGUCCUGCUAGCUAGGGAUCAUGGGAGUUGUAGGCCAAAAAAACAUCUGGAGGGCCGAGGUUGAGGAAGCCUGCUGUAGUCAACCCACCUGGGGCUGCACACACUUGUACACACAGGUACAUAGCCCAUCCCUUUGCAGUUGAUCCUUGCAGAUCUGCUGAGAAAAGGGCUCCCCUCCCCCGCUCCUGAAAUGGUAACUGGGGAAGGGUUAUUUACAUAUCCACCAAGAGUCUGGGCAGAGAAAUUUAAGCCGUUCUGAUCACCCCAGUGCUGUGAUUACUUGGGUUUUCUUGGUUUUCAUUUUUUAUGUCACCCCCAGAAAAAAAUAUGAGUGUGGGUUUGUUUUGGGGAGGCAGAAAAAGUUGGGGUUUGGGGGGGCGGAGGGCAAUCAAUUUAGGCUCUUGGGUCAGGGCCUAGGCAUCUGUGUCUAGCCAAACACCUUGGUGUUUAUUAAAAUUCUUCCUGGACCUGAGUUAGGAGGUUGGUGUAGGCAGGUUGCUGUUUUUCAUUGCUCUCCUGCCCCCACUCCCAGUUCCUAACUAUGCAGGAGUAUUCAGUUGUGUGAUAUUUCCCAGUCGAGCUGUUGGUGUAUACUUGGUCCGAAUCACGUAAUAUUAUUUGGACCACUCAGAAAUACAACCUGUUCCUGAGAAAUACUCGGGAGAGGUUUUGCAUAAUGAUAGCUGAUGGUUUAGUGAACACAUGUCCUAAACGCGCAACCCAGUCUGGGUAUUUCCUUGAGAUAAAUCCUCACUAAGUGUUCCGGGAUUACUCUUGAAGCCAGGGAUAGCAAGAUCUAGGCAUCCUAAAAAGGGCCAGGAAGUAUGUACGUUACAGCCAUAGUCUUCUAUGAUAUCUGAUGGGGAACGUGCGCUGGGGAGAUAUGUAAACUUGUGUGUUUGUGUGUGUGCGUCUUCUCCUUAAAUGGAAGGCACUGCGCUGUCAGCUUGUUGCUGUUUAUGAAGAUUAAAUUCUAUUUUUCCCAUUGAGUGCCUGCAUUUUAGAACUGAGGAAUUUGCCCAGGCACUAUACUUACUCAUUGAUUUUUCUAAGCCACUUCAUGAUUUAGUGUCUUAACAACUGCAUGAACCGAAUGAUACAUUUAAAUAGUUUGGAACGGUGCUGCUGUUUUUAAAACUUAUGUUUCCUUGUAACUACCUUAUUUCUUUUUGAUUAAAUGUGAAUGCCAUUUAGAUUGAACUCAUUCAUUAGCUUGUCGAUAGCCCACCCUGCGCAUUGCUUGCUAAACUUCCGGGUAUGGACAAAUGCAGCUUUAAAAAUGGCUGUGUACGGCUGGUUGAUUGCACUCCUUUUAGCUUUUUGGCUCAUAAACAUCUACUUAUAGGGAAGGCGCACACUAGUGUGCAGGAAUGCUUCAUGAGUUUUUUCAUCUAGGCUCUCUUGCUUUGAGGAUUUUAUAAAAAUUUCUACAGCAAUAAAGUGACUGUUGUGGUAGCCUGGAAUGAAAUGUCUGAACCUAUUUUAACGUUAUUUGUAGUUGUAUGUUGAAUCCCGAGGCUUGGAGUGUAAUUCCAUUAGAGGAAAAGAAACACAACAGAGUCCUCACCCCAAUCCAGCUGCAACUGCAGGCAACAAAACUCACAUAACUGGUCACUCAGGAAUGUACUGUACAUCUGCAUUCUUAUGAAUCUCAAUAAACAUAGCUUUGCCGAUGGACUGCUGCAUCAGUCCUCACCCACAAUGCUCGGUGACCACGCUUGCAAAGUCAGAGUGAGUGUUUGUAUGCCAUAUCUAUCUAUCUAUCUAUCUAUCUAUCUAUCUAUCUAUCUAUCUAUCUAUCUAUCUAUCUAUCUAUCUAGCUAUCUAGCUAUCUAUCUAGCUAUCUAUCAUCUAUCUAUCAUCUAGCUAUCUUUGGAUCUCUUGAAAGACUGUUUUUUCAGAGCUCUCGGGGUUACACCCCUCCCAGAACUAUUACUUAAUCAAGACAACUGGUUCCCGAGUAUGAUUUUAAACGUCGGGAUUUACAGCUAACUCAAUUCCACUAGUGUACUAUAUUUUAUUGCCUUCUGUAUAAAAGUUGGGGUGCAAAGAUCUGUUUGGUAGUUUCCAGCCAAGAGUCUUGCAGGUCUAUUACAAACAGCUGCUAAAAGUCCCCUCCAGUUUCAAAGCUGUGUACUGAGCAGCAGGAGGGCAGCAGUUGAGGGGCAGAGGUAAUCUACAGCCCCUCCCCUGGGCUCCUAGAAGUUGUUUUGUGGUAAUUGAAUCUUAGCCGAAGGCCUUUGAACUGGAGAAUGAAAAAUCUUCCUUCUUACCCCCCUGUGCCCAGAGCUGUGUAUACUCUCUGCUAAAAGUAGAAAUUUGCAUCCCAAAAGACGCAUGCGAGGUCCUCUGUAACAUAUGCAAAUGGAGUAUAUUUGCAUAAUUUCUCAAGUAACUCAAACAUGUUGGCUGUUUUUCAUAACUCUUGUAUUGGUUCUGGGGGCCUGACCUGCCAGCACAGCCAAAUGGCUGUUUAUACUGCAGAUCGGAUCCAAGAAGACAUGUGCAGAGCAUCAUCUCGGCCUGUGCAUGUGGGGCCUUAGCUGGUGCAGGGAACAGAUGGGUGCUAAAAAAGUCCUUUGUCAGCUAUUGGGCAGGGAAAGGGGCUGCACUGGAAUUGAAUCCAGUUCAAGCAUCUGUUUUAGAAGGAUUUUAGCUUCCUGCACAGCCCAUAUGUCAGAUUGGGCCUACCUAAAAAUAAAUCAAGUUAUACCAGUCUGUUCAAAUGGUACAUUCCACAUAUUUCCAUGCAGAAGACCUGCUCCUUCCUUGGUAACGGCGCCAUUUUUAGGUGGCAGAUUGCUGCUGUACCCUGGCUGGCAGGGGCUGAGCACACAUUUCAAAAAAACCAAUUGAAAAAUUCAUCACUUUCCCUGUCUUCGAGGACUGAGGCACAAAAUGCUAAUGCCGGCCUCAGAGGGGAAAUAGUUCUCCUGCAUAUUUGAGAAAAUGUGAAACCCUUUCAAGGAAAUCUAAUAAACAUAAUCAUCGCAGCCUGCUGACACAAAGGAAAAAGGACCCUCAUUCGCUCUUUCUUUUUUAUGCUGCAAUUUAGUGGCCCCUGCUGAUUUACAAAUUGGAUCACAACCGUAAAUUAUCCAUGCCAGUACCUGUGAAAGUAAGCGCCGAGAUCCAUAUUUAUUUGGAGUUCUGCUUAAAUCAGCAAAAAUGAUAAAUUCGAUGGUCUGAAAUUGGAAAUACCAAGGGCUUUCUGCAAUGAUUGUGCAAAAUGUCUCAGCUCGUAAUUUAUUGUGACCCUCUUUCAUUCACGACGCUCUGUAUGCCUAAUAUUUAUUUCAACGCAAAUUAAAUUGCACCCUCCUAUGUUGUCA